Phalaenopsis equestris is the source of this 4737-nucleotide messenger RNA. RefSeq names its product serine/threonine-protein kinase TIO. The record is from RefSeq and is a predicted model, not a curated record. Gene Ontology annotation, cellular component: cytoplasm. Gene Ontology annotation, molecular function: protein binding; protein kinase activity; ATP binding. The transcript is spliced from 24 exons. Gene Ontology annotation, biological process: protein phosphorylation. NCBI's taxonomy places the organism in Eukaryota, Viridiplantae, Streptophyta, Magnoliopsida, Asparagales, Orchidaceae.
CUGAGAUCUCCGACGUCUCAAUCUUGCCCAAAAAAAUAGAAACAAAAAUCAAGUCCAGUGCAGCCACAGCCCUAGUUCGCUCGCGACCGUCUUCCUCUUGCUCCGCGCGUUUGAGGCAAUGGAGAUCAUUAGAGCGAUGUAAUGACCGUGAGCGAGAGCUAGAGAAGAAGAGGGCUAGAAACUUUGAGAGAGUGCAGACAAAAAGGUUCGGGCACAGCGGUUGACGUCGGAGGGUUGAUUACCGGUCUUGGGUCGUCUUCGACGAACGCAAUAACUCAAUCGGAGAAGGCUGUAUUAAUGUAUGUGUGAUGGCGUGAUUGAUUUGACCUUCUACUAAGGCAUUCGAGUUGAUGUUUUUUAAGGUAUUUUAACACCUCAAGGUUCUUUUGUAAAUUGUGGGAUACUAUUGCUUUUGGGAAAAUGGGGAUAGACAAUUAUCAUGUUAUAGAACUCAUUGGAGAAGGCUCAUUUGGAAAGGUUUACAAAGGAAGGCGCAAGUAUACAAGCCGGACUGUUGCAAUGAAGUUUAUCCUAAAAUCAGGAAAGAGUUUCUGAAAGAGUGAGAAGGAUAUUCACAAUCUUAGACAAGAGAUAGAGAUCCUAAGGAAGCUGAAACAUGAAAACAUCAUUGAAAUGCUUGAUGCCUUUGAAAGUCCUCAAGAAUUCUGCGUUGUCACAGAGUUUGCUCAGGGAGAAUUAUUUGAGGUUCUUGAGGAUGACAAGCAACUUCCUGAAGAACAAGUUCAAAAGAUUGCUAAACAAUUGGUAAAAGCCUUAUAUUACUUGCAUUCCAACCGCAUUAUCCAUCGGGAUAUGAAACCACAAAAUAUACUUAUUGGCGCUGGAUCUAUUGUCAAGCUUUGUGAUUUUGGCUUUGCGCGAGCAAUGUCAGCGAAUACUGUUGUUCUUCGCUCAAUAAAGGGUACACCUCUGUACAUGGCUCCAGAACUGGUGCGUGAACAACCAUAUAACCACACAGCAGAUUUAUGGUCCCUUGGAGUUAUCUUGUAUGAAUUGUUUGUUGGUCAGCCACCAUUUUACACAAAUUCAGUGUAUGCACUUAUUCGACAAAUUGUGAAGGAUCCAGUGAAAUUUCCUGAAGAUAUGAGCUUAAAUUUCAGGAACUUCUUGAAGGGUUUGCUUAACAAGGUACCAGAGAAAAGGCUAUCUUGGCCGGCUCUAUUGGAGCACCCAUUUGUCAAAGAACUUACAAAGGAUAACUUAACCUUUUGCAGGGUGCUGGUAAUGUCUCCUGCAAGGGAUUUGUUGGCACAGACAGGAGGGAAGCAAACAACUGCACUCUUGAUCUACCAUCUGAAUCUGCUGCUGACAAUACUUGCGAGCUCUUCUUCUCUGGACUGUGACAAAAAUGAAAAUCUCUGUUCCAAUGUCCCUGUAGACAGUCCUGGUUUAGCCACAAAUGGUCAGUAUGAUGAACCAUUAGUAUGUCAACGUUUUCCCGGAAAUUAUCAAUCAGAAUGCCAAAUUUUGGAUAAGCUCGAGAAUAACUCAAAAACAAUCAAAGGAGCAAUUAUUAUUGGUCAAGACAAAGAGGCAUUAUCUGCGAUUUUGUUUCCAUUGAAGAUUCCAUCGAGUGGAUCUACUACUUCUUUAAGGGAUUUAAAUAUUGAUGACAUAAACCAGUCAAUCAGGAUUAUCGCCAAUUUAAUAGCAGCUGGAGUGCAUCAUUCUUCCGCAGCAUUGGAUGAUAUGAUAAGCGUGCUACUUGAAUUUACAAAUUUCAUCGUCAAACUGAACAUUUCUGACACCCACGGAUUAAUAAUGAAGAGUCUAUCAAUUUUAAAGAAGUUGUUGGAUAACAGUGGAAUCGGAGUCGGAAGUUCUUAUGGUAGACAUUGGGUUGCCCUCAAGGAACUGCAUUCACAGAUUUUGGUCGUAAUCAAUGACACAUCUGGAAGAAUUUUCUACGAGUCCACUGCCUGUGUUGCAAUAAUGCUAUCUCAAGUUGCUUUGGGAUUUAAAACAUCGGCGGCAAUUGGCGAUCCUGAGGUCCCUUCCACUUCUGCAAAAGAAAUUUUUAUUCAGCUAGUUGAUCAUGCACAAGCUGUGGGAGUUGUGGAAGUUUUGUGUGAAUGUUUAAUUAUCUCAGGAUCGAGUCUCAUGUCUGGAUCGUCAAAUUUUAUUCCUACUGCUUGCGAAGCUUGCAAGGCUCUUUGGUAUCUGAUUGAGGCAUUGGAGAUUAAUUCAGAGAAACCACGCCCAUAUUUUUUUUCAUUGAAUGAUUCUAGAUCUGAGUCUAUGUUCCAAAAUGAUAUAAAAACGCAAAAGCAAGGCUUAUUACCUGAUACAGAAGCAAUUAAUGUGAUUGAGAUGAUCAGGAAGUUGUUCAUACAGUCAAAAGAGAUGCAGACUGCCUUUUAUUAUUGUUUCCACAAUGGUCUAGAGUCUGCUCUGUUUGCCGGCCUUCAGCUUAUAUCAAGGAUGUGUCUGUCAAACAUUGAUGUCUGCAAUGUGCUUUGUGUCCUGCAAUAUUCAACUCGUAGUGAUGAAGUUGAUGCUGGUGGGGAUGGAACAUUUAUCUGUGACAUGUUUUCCUUGAUGUCACUAUGUGCUCCAUACAUUAAUAAUGAAUCAGGAGAGGAAAACAACAAGAAAUGUAGACUUUCCAAUCCCCAUGGCAUAGUUCUACAUUGUUGUAUUGCCUUGUCCGUCAUCGCCCUCUGCUUAAAGUCAGACAGAAAAUUUUCAGCAUCCUAUAUGCUUACAGGUUCCCCAAAGAAACAAAGAAUUCGUCUAUCAGUGCUUGCCCGUUUAUCUUCUUCUGAUGAUAGGACUGGAAAUUCAGUUCAUUGUGCAUCAGCUAUGCUAGCUUUAUCAUCAAUUAUUAGUCUGGAAUGCUUCAGUCCUUCAAAAUCAUCCAUCUGCGAAGUGGCGCUCGCUUUACUUCCACCCAUGGCAACACUUCGCACCCAUCUCAAGCUUUGGUUGGCUGAUGAAAUGGGAGCACAAUUCGAUUAUAAGUGGUCACAAAUCUUUUGUCAUGGCCUUAGGGAUGGUUGUCUUGGGUUGCUGGAUGCGAGAUUGAAAUGUGGUGGACCUCUAGCCGUUGAACAGGCAUGUUCAAGUGAUAUACCGCAACUUCUUCUUUCUUUGUUGGCUCAUGGUCUUAAGAAAGACCCCUCAGACAUAAAUAAAGCUGCAAAGAUUCAUAUUGGCCUAUCACCAAUGGGGCUUGUAUGGACACUUUCUUCCUUGUGCCAUUGCUUACCUGGGGGUGUUUUUAGGGAGACAUUGUUUAGGAGAGAGAAUGUGAAGCUCAUAGUUGAUCUAAUAUCUGAUGCACAUAUCAAGUUAGUAAGAUGUUGGAGAGGGUUUGGUGGAGGAACUAGUGGGGUCAGAGAUCUUAUGAAUUCAGUGGUGGAUCUCUUUGCAUUUCCCUUCGUUGCUGUUCAGAGCUCACCCAGCAUGCCACCAACUUCUGCAUCCAUUAACAGUGGCUAUCUUCUGAACAUUGAUUCACCUGGCUGGAGAAUGGGUGUUGAAAGUAGGGAAAUGGUCAAGUCUAUUGAGGCUAACAUGUCUCAUUAUAUACAGAUUCUUCUUGAGGCUGGUGUUCCUCGCAGUAUUCUUAGAUGCUUGGAUUUUCUGGAUUCAAAAAAUCUAGCGAGGCCGGUAGCUUUUUUAGCCAAAAUGGUUGCAUACCGUCCCCUUGCGUUGCAGCUUGUCAGAGAAGGUUUAUUGAGUUCAAACUUGGCUAGAAGAUUGCUUGGCGGAUCGAGCCCCAAGGAAGUUAUGCUUGACUUUCUCAUGAUUAUUUCUGAUAUUGCUCGGAUGUCAAAGGACUUUUAUGAAUACAUUGAUAAGGCUUCUUUGCUUGGUCACUUGAAAGACUUUUUGUGCAGUGAGGAUGCUGAUUUACGUUCCAAAGCUUGCAGUGCCUUUGGAAACAUGUGUCGGCAUAGUGACUACUUUUAUAAAUCUCUUGCAAAGGAUGACAUUGUCGAGCUCCUUAUUGAUCGAUGUUCUGAUUCAGACAAACGUACAAGAAAGUUUGCCUGUUUUGCUGUUGGAAAUGCUGCCUACCACAGUGAUGCUCUUUAUAUUCAACUUAGGAGAUGCAUACCUCAGCUCACCAAGCUUCUGCUGUCCGGAGAUGAAGAUAAAACCAAAGGGAAUGCAGCUGGUGCACUGAGCAAUCUCGUGCGCAAUUCCAACCUGCUCUGUAAAGACAUUGAGAAGGAGGGAGCAAUACAGGCAUUGUUGAAGUUGGUCAGUGAUUACUCCAUUGUCGCCUUGAGCCCAAGCAGAAAAGAGGCAAUCACCGAGUCGCCUCUAAAGAUCGUACUUUUCGCGCUAGGGAAAAUGUGCGACCACAUGAUAUGCAGGCGUGUCCUUCGAUCAUUGAACUCGCUUCCUCUCUUCACACAACUUAAACGCUCACCUGAUUCAACCAUUGCUGAGUACGCCUCAAUCAUUCUUACCAAAGCAUCUCAGGCUUGAUGGGGAGGUGGUAAUUUAACAGUUGUAAUUUCUUUUGUUUGUCUAUUUGCCAUCACAUGUACAUAUCCAACAAAAUGUGCAGAACUUUCAAUUUUCGUCAGUUUGCUGUUGAGUUAUUCAUGCUUUUGCUAGUGGUCUGCUAAUUCAUUACAGAGUUCAUUCUUUGGAUGAGUCGCAAUAAACCUUGUGAUGCCUCUGUGUUUUCUUAAAGCUAUCCAUUAGUUGAAGCUGGAAUCAACUUUAGAGAAGGGAAUGAAAAAUCACAAUUGGCUUGUU